UGGCGUUCUGUAUUUGCCUGCGUCUUGGGCCUGGCGAUGCUUAUGUGGCUGGCCCGCUGCCAGGAGGAUCUGGAGCUGGACUACUCGAAUGAGUAUGACGAUGUGCGACCGCAGCUAAGCUACCCGGAUGAGCCGAGACUGGACACACGCCUGGCCGCAGCGGCUGAGCAGCUGGGCCAGAGCAUACGGAAUGCCUGGCAGUCCAUGGCCGACUCAUUCCGCAGCUAUUUCGAGGAACUGCGACAUGUUUUUGCCGAUGGCGUCGAAGACAAUGCAGAAUCCCUGCCAGUGAGCAACUGAUCAGAGCUGCCUUCAAAACUGCAUUCACAGUGAAUUGCAAAGUUACAUAAAAACAAAAAAACAAAAAGAAAAAUAUGGGACUUCAAUUAAGCUUAGACAGCACUUGAGACCUUAGCCAACUGAUUAGUCAGUGGGGUAGAAAUAUACAUUUCACGAAAGGAACAUGGGAAUCACAUACAUUAUUAAAUAGUUCUGUGCAUACUUCAUUUUCCCCUGGCUCCACUGAAAAGGAAAUUGAUUUUGGCAAAUUUUCGGUGCUUGUUGUUCGAUCUUUCAGCGUAAAACUAAAAUGUAACCAGCUGAUGGCGAGCAUUAAGAAUUAAAGUUUGUAAGAACUAUAGAAGAUGAAUAUGUAAUACAGAAUAUAGUAUUCCAACAAA
Messenger RNA from Drosophila novamexicana, 680 nucleotides. RefSeq lists its product as uncharacterized. The coding region runs from base 37 to 300 and encodes 87 amino acids. The record is from RefSeq and is a predicted model, not a curated record. The transcript has a single exon. NCBI's taxonomy places the organism in Eukaryota, Metazoa, Arthropoda, Insecta, Diptera, Drosophilidae.